UCAAAACUGAAAAUAAUAACAAAAAACAAUAUUUCAGGCAGCCCAUAUUCUUCCCGUCAAUUUUUUCCCCGUCACUGUUGCAAUUACACAGAGUCUCCGUGACGACGCUGAGUUUAUUUUUUCAAUUACGUAAAUAAAAAAAAAUUAUUAGCAGUUAAUAUAACAUGUGAGCUGGAUUUGCUUUCCACUUCCAAAUAAAUUCAUUCCCAGAAGAAAAAAUGAUCAAUAAGCUAGGGCAGACACAAGGAGAAGAAGGAUUUUAUCUGAAAUUUGUCGUGGAGCUGAUUGAUACCGAUGGAGUUUCUCUAAUAUUCGCGUGAUUUCUCCUCAUUUUGCUCCGACGGUUGUAUCUCGAAAGGGAGCGGUUCUUGAGCAAUCUAUUGAGAAUCUUGCGAUUUUCCUCAAAACUUACUGAUUGGUUUGCUCUGUUGCUGUCUUAGUUUGACUGAUUGGAUUUUUUGACCAUCAUUCGAGUCCUCUGGGUGAGGGGUUGACGAUGGAUGCUAGGGUUUGAAGGAGAUGAGAAUAUCACAAUGAGAGGGGAAAAGGAGUUACUAAGUCGAUGGAUGAGAGAGAUAGGACAUUACCUGAUCUGGUAGGCUUGUUCAAAUCCUGGAUCCCAUGGAGGUCAGAGCCCGCUCAUGUGUCGAGGGAUUUCUGGAUGCCCGACCAGAGCUGCCGGGUGUGUUACGAGUGUGAUACCCAGUUCACCUUGUUUAACCGUAGGCAUCACUGUAGGCUCUGCGGUCGUAUUUUCUGCGCCAAGUGUACUUCCAAUUGGGUCCCUACUGAAUCAGGUGAACAGAAGGCUUUAGUAGAGGAGUGGGAUAAGAUUAGGACCUGUAACUACUGUUUCAAGCAAUGGGGAAAAGAUCUGACGGUGGCUGUUGAUAAUGGGAUACAGGUCACCAGCCGGGACACCAGCUGCCUUUCGCCAUCAGAAACUAGUUACCUUAGCACUAAGUCCAGUGGAACGUGUAGCAGCAGUGUUACCUUUUUCUCCAUGCCACAGUCUGCUGGAGUCAGCCCUCGUCGAUCGCCUAUUAUGGAAACAGCUGUAGAGAGAGAACGUGUUGGAGAAACCAACGAUCAUGUUGGGGAUGUAGGGGAACAGACCCAGUCCGGAGACAGAUUUGAAUUCAGCAGAAACAGAAGUGACGACGAUGAUGAAGAUUUUUCUUUCUCUCACAUACGUUCCCAAGCGAGUCACUUUGCCCAGGUCAAUGACUAUUAUGGGCAUGCUCAGUUUCAUGAUCUAAACAGUGAUUUUAACUCAUGUAAAGUUCAUCCCGAUGGAGAUGCUGUCGAUUCAAAUAUUAUGAGUGCCGCACCAUCACCAAUUCCUUUUGAUUCCCAAAACUCUGACGAAGUCUCGCAGAUUGUGAGGAAAGGUGUUGAUCACGAUAUUGUUGAUGAAUGUGAGGCACCUUCUUCACUAUAUGUGGCUGAAGAUGUCAAUACUGAACCCGUGGACUGUGAAAGCAAUGGAGUUUUGUGGCUUCCACCAGAGCCGGAAGAUGAAGAAGAUGAAAGAGAAGCACUUCUAUUUGAGGAUGACGAUGAUGAUGGAGAUGGUGCUGGAGAAUGGGGAUACCUACGCAAUUCAAGUAGCUUUGGGAGUGGGGAGUCUCGAAGUAGGGACAAAUCGAAUGAGGAGUACAAGAAAGUGAUGAAGAACGUGGUCGAAGGUCACUUUAGGGCUUUAGUAGCGCAGCUCUUGCAGGUGGAGAAUCUGCUGCCAGAGGCAGUAAAUGACAAAGAAAGUUGGUUGGAAAUAAUUACAGCCUUGUCAUGGGAGGCCGCCACAUUGUUAAAGCCAGACACAAGCCAGGGUGGGCAAAUGGACCCAGGGGGGUACGUAAAAGUGAAAUGUCUAGCAUCGGGGCUUCGAAGUGAGAGUUCCGUUGUCAAAGGAAUUGUCUGCAAGAAAAAUGUGGCUCACCGACGGAUGACAUCAAAGAUAGAGAAACCACGUCUGCUGAUCCUUGGGGGUGCUCUUGAGUAUCAGAGGAUUUCAAAUGCUCUUUCAAGCUUUGAUACUUUGUUGCAACAGGAAACGGAUCAUCUUAAGAUGGCUGUUGCAAAGAUAGAUGCUCAUAAUCCUGACAUUCUUCUGGUGGAGAAAUCUGUUUCAAGAUAUGCCCAGGAGUACCUUCUUGCAAAAGAUAUAUCACUUGUGCUAAAUAUUAAAAAGCCACUUUUGGAGCGCAUAGCCCGCUGCACUGGUGCUCAAAUUGUUCCUUCAAUUGAUCAUCUAUCAUCACAGAAGCUAGGAUAUUGUGAUAUGUUCCAUGUAGAGAGAUUUCAAGAAGAGCAUGGCUCUGUGGGUCAGGCUGGAAAGAGACUGGUGAAGACACUAAUGUUUUUUGAAGGUUGUCCAAAGCCGUUAGGUUUCACGAUAUUACUUCGUGGCGCCAGUGGGGAUGAGUUGAAGAAAGUGAAGCAUGUCGUACAGUAUGGAGUCUUUGCAGCUUAUCAUCUGGCUCUGGAGACAUCUUUUCUUGCCGACGAAGGUGCCUCCCUGCCGGAAUUUCCUUUGAACUCUCCAAUUAAUGUGGCACUUCCAGAGAAGGCAUCAUUGAUUGAUAGGUCCAUCUCAGUUGUGCCUGGUUUCAUGGCCCCAGCUGGUGAAAAAUCUCCCGGGCCUCAAUCUGUUGGUGAACCACUUAGGCCGAGCAGUGUGCCCACUUCAGAUCUGAUGAAGGCAACAAUUACACCUGUUCAAGGGAAUGAAUGUUUAGAAGCAUCUAACCUCAGUGCUCCCAUGAGACGUCAUCCUUCCCUUAUCUCGUCCCCUGUACAAGAUUUUCCGCAUUCUACCUUGAAUGAGGGCUUUAGUCGCGAUGCCUCAGAAGAUCGAGGGUUUGCGGAUUUGUCUUUGUCUUCAGAGCCUCAAGUUUCUGAAAAAGACACAGGUGCUGCUACUGGGAGUUGCUACGUCUCUGGUGAUUUUGGCAACUCGGGCACAAAAGUCAUGCAAAGCGAUCAUCAUGAAAUUGAUUCCAGCAGUAGUGUUACGAACCCAUCGUCUUUGCCUGAUGGAAAGCAAAUCCGCGAGGAACAGCCUGCUUCAAAAGAAGAGUUUCCGCCUUCUCCUUCGGACCAUCGAAGCAUCCUUGUCUCGUUGUCGUCACGAUGUGUAUGGAAGGGCACUGUAUGUGAAAGAUCCCAUCUGUUUCGAAUAAAAUAUUACGGUAACUUUGACAGGCCUUUGGGUCGUUUUCUACGGGAUCAUUUAUUUGAUCAGAAUUAUGUAUGCCGCUCAUGUGAGAUGCCUGCCGAAGCUCACGUUCAGUGUUAUACGCACAGACAAGGUACCCUUACAAUAUCGGUAAAGAAGCUGCCUGAAAUUAUUCUACCUGGGGAAAAGGAUGGAAAGAUUUGGAUGUGGCACCGUUGCUUGAGAUGUCCUAGAGCUAACGGGUUCCCACCCGCAACUAGAAGGAUUGUGAUGUCCGAUGCUGCUUGGGGAUUGUCUUUUGGAAAGUUCUUGGAGCUAAGCUUUUCAAACCAUGCAGCUGCUAGCAGAGUUGCAAGCUGUGGUCAUUCUUUACAUAGAGACUGUCUUCGAUUUUAUGGGUUUGGAAAAAUGGUUGCUUGCUUUCGUUAUGCAUCAAUUGACGUUCAUUCAGUGUACCUACCUCCCCAUAAACUUGAUUUCAGCUAUGGAAGCCAGGAGUGGAUAGAAAGAGAACUGAAUGAGGUGGUUGGGCGAGCUGAGCUUUUGUUCUCUGAGGUGCUUAAUGCUCUUCGGCUUCUGGUUGAAAGAAAAUCUGCCCAAGGUAUGGUCAGCAGCGGCACCAACUUUUCUGAGUCGAAACGCUUGAUUUCAGAUCUUGAGGGUAUGCUGCAGAAAGAGAAGUCAGAAUUUGAGGAAACACUUGAGAAAAUUCUGAAGAAGGAGGUAAAAAAGGGCCAACCUGCCAUUGAUAUUCUCGAGCUCAAUCGGCUCCGCAGGCAACUAGUUUUCCAGUCUUAUAUGUGGGACCAACGCCUGAUACACGCAGCCAGCCAAGAUGUUAAGAAUCAACCAAAUGUCAUGGAAGUUACACCUUCAGAGUCGACGGUGAAACUCCUCGAUGGUACUUUUAAAGUCCCUGAUUUAAGUUCUCCAAUUAAGACACGUUUGGGUAAUCUUGAAAAUAGCGGUGUGGAUGCAAAGACUAAUCAAAAUCCCGACCAUGUUGCAAGCCUUACUCCGAACAAUGACAUUGAGGAUAGAAAACCUGAUGCAAUUCUCAGCCCCACUCCUCAAAAUCUAAGCCCGGCAACACCUGUUUGUGAGAUGAAUCCCACAGAUGAAUCUGAUCCAUUGGUUUCUGGUGUUAGUGUCCGUAGGGCCUUCUCUGAUUGUCAAGAUUCUAUUUGUUUGUCGCAAACCCUUGACUCGGCAUGGACCGGCCAAAGUCACACAGGAACCCCGAUUCCCAAGAAUAAGAGUUUCUCCGAAUCAGUCGAAGUAGAUAGUCUAUCCACCCUCAGGUCAUCAAACAAGUUAGAAGUGGAAGACCACAGAGAGGACUUAAGCCUACCUAAGGCGCCUCCUCCUCAGUCACCUUCUGUUUCAUCUGCCAAAAGCUCUGAGAAUUUGGAAGACACUGUAAGCUGGUUGAGUAUGCCAUUUUUGAGUUUUUACCGAUCGAUAAACAAAAAUUUCGUAGGACCAGCUGAGAAAUUGAACACGCUGGACGAAUACAAUCCAGUGUACAUUUCAUCAUUUCGGGAUUCUGAACUCCUGGGCGGGGCCCGCUUGCUCCUGCCCGUGGGAGUCAACGAAACUGUUAUUCCUGUGUACGAUGAUGAGCCCACGAGUAUCAUUUCUUAUGCGCUUGUUUCGCCCGAUUAUUUUGCCCAGCUGUCUGAUGAACAACCUGACAGGGUCAAAGACUCUACUUCAGACUCUACGUUUUCUUCUCAGCAUUUUGAUGUAGGGAGUUUUCCUUCAUUUAAUUCUCUUGACGAGAUGAUGUUGGAGUCAUACAGGAGCCUUGGAUCCGGAGACGAGAGCAUGCUGACAUCUUUAACGAGCUCCCGUAGUUCUUUGCCUAUGGAUCCACUGUCAUAUACAAAGGCCAUGCAUGCCAGAGUGUCCUUCUCGGACAACGGGCCCCAUGGGAAGGUCAAGUACACCGUGACUUGCUAUUACGCCAAGCGUUUUGAGGCCCUGAGGAGGAUAUGUUGCCCGUCUGAGGUGGAUUUUAUUCGGUCCCUUAGCAGGUGCAAGAAGUGGGGAGCUCAAGGUGGGAAAAGCAACGUCUUUUUUGCGAAGACCUUGGACGAUAGGUUUAUCAUCAAGCAAGUGACGAAGACUGAGCUGGAGUCGUUCAUCAAAUUUGCUCCUAGCUAUUUUAAGUAUCUUUCGGAAUCAAUAGGCUCGGGAAGUCCCACGUGCCUAGCGAAGAUACUUGGGAUAUAUCAGGUUACAUCCAAGCAUCUGAAAGGAGGGAAGGAAACAAAAAUGGACGUGUUGGUUAUGGAGAAUCUUCUGUUUGGAAGGAAUCUGACCCGACUUUAUGAUCUCAAAGGAUCUUCCAGAUCACGAUACAAUCCCGAUUCUUCUGGAAGCAACAAAGUUUUGUUGGAUCAGAACUUAAUUGAAGCAAUGCCAACUUCUCCAAUCUUUGUUGGAAAUAAAGCCAAAAGACUACUAGAAAGAGCAGUGUGGAACGAUACUGCUUUCCUCGCUUCCAUAGACGUGAUGGAUUACUCGCUUCUAGUCGGGGUUGAUGAGGAGAAACACGAGCUUGUUCUUGGAAUAAUCGACUUCAUGAGGCAGUACACAUGGGACAAACACCUCGAGACAUGGGUCAAAGCUUCAGGCAUCCUUGGCGGGCCCAAAAAUGCGUCCCCAACCGUAAUUUCCCCAAAGCAAUACAAGAGAAGAUUCCGGAAAGCCAUGACGACCUAUUUCUUGAUGGUCCCCGAUCAAUGGUCACCCCCUACAAUUGCUCCUAGCAAGUCAAUGUCCGACUUAAACGAGGACAACUCAUAGAAUGAAAAAAAAAAAAAGNUUUUUUUUUUUCCUUGUCUGUACAUUUUGUUGCCUAUUUUUUCCUAUUCUUUUGGAGACCGGUUACUUCCUAGCUCUCUUUUUAGCGGUUUUUCAAGCCUCGGUUAGGAGUCCCCCACCCCUUGUCUAGAUAUUGGAUGAGCCCACACAAGGUUAUAAUUCUUUUGUUUGUAUACAUGUGAUGAUCUGGUGUUCACUUUAGUCUCCUCAUGUUACAGUACUUUGGAAAGCUGUGGAGUUGUGUAUAUGAAGUGGAAAUAUGUUGGGUGCAAUUUUUGUACAGACGAGGAGGUUCUGUAAUGGCUCAAAAUCUUCAUUCAUUUUCUGAGUUUCUUUAUCUGUUUGAUGUUUGAACUUUUGAUUUGUGUUCUAUUUUGUUGGUCAUACUUAAACUGGG
This is a messenger RNA of Striga asiatica, 6407 nucleotides long. The record is from the annotation of a GenBank genome assembly. Lineage: Eukaryota; Viridiplantae; Streptophyta; Magnoliopsida; Lamiales; Orobanchaceae.